Molecule: messenger RNA, 3308 nt
Organism: Schistocerca nitens (vagrant locust)
Lineage: Eukaryota; Metazoa; Arthropoda; Insecta; Orthoptera; Acrididae
Product: dual specificity mitogen-activated protein kinase kinase 7-like
Exons: 11
Coding region: 30-2147 (705 amino acids)
Biological process (GO): protein phosphorylation
Molecular function (GO): ATP binding; protein kinase activity
Source: RefSeq, a predicted model, not a curated record
ACUGAUAGUUGCCAGUUGUUUUGAUCAAGAUGUCUAAUACACCAUUAGAAAAUAGAAUAUUAGAUUUACAGGCUAGGUUGAAAGCAGAAAACGAAGCGAGAAAUAGAGACAAAAUGCCUGCUGACUUGGGGAACGUGACGGAGAGUCCGAGGCAAGGAUCAGGACGUAGACCUCGAGCAUUGGGCGAGGUGACAGCACCUGCAAGACCAAGAGGAAAACUUGACCUCCCUGUUGGAUAUAUGGCACAGCAGAGGAAUCAGAAUCAGGAAAUAGACAAUAAAUUAAAGGAAAUUAUGAAAAUGAACGGCAUUCUAAACAUCAACGGCAAGAGGUAUGAAACUGAUCUGAAAGACCUUGAACACCUGGGUGAACUUGGUAAUGGAACAUAUGGACAUGUUGUGAAAAUGCUUCAUAAACCAAGCCAAACAGUCAUAGCAGUAAAGCAAAUGAGAAGAUCAGGCAAUAGUGAAGAAAAUAAACGAAUAAUAAUGGAUUUGGAUGUUGUAUUAAAAUCUCAUGAUUGUCCAUUUAUUGUCCAAUGCUUGGGAUGCUACAUUACUGAAUCUGAUGUGUGGAUAUAUAUGGAACUUAUGGCAACAUGUUUCGAUAAACUUUUGAAAAGGCUUCACGAAGCUAUACCAGAAGACAUUUUGGGAAAAGUUACAUGUGCAACAGUCAAGGCACUACACUACCUGAAAGAGACACAUGGUGUUAUUCACCGUGAUGUCAAACCUUCCAACAUAUUGCUGGAUGAGAAAGGAAAUGUUAAACUUUGUGAUUUUGGAAUAUCUGGACGCUUAGUUGACUCUAAGGCUAAAACAAGAAGUGCAGGCUGUGCUGCAUAUAUGGCACCUGAACGGAUAGAUCCACCAGAUCCUACAAAGCCUGAUUAUGAUAUUCGAGCAGACGUGUGGAGUUUAGGAAUAACACUCGUGGAAUUAGCGACUGGAACAUUUCCUUACAGAGACUGUAAAAAUGAUUUUGAAGUACUUUCAAAAGUAUUACAGGAUGAACCACCAUCUCUUCCUGUAGACAAAGCCUUCAGUGAAGAAUUUCGUGAGUUUGUUAAAAGCUGCUUAACGAAAAAUUAUAAAAACAGACCGAAGUAUAAGAAAUUGUUGGAACAUCCUUUCCUGAAAAAAUACGAGGUUGCUCAAGUAAAUGUAGCUGCUUGGUUUGCAUUAGCAAUGCAACAGUGCAGUUCUAAUUCUCCAGUUAGAAGAUUCACGCCACCACCACCGUCACCAUCGGCCCGCCGCCACCCUCCAUUGCAUCAUGCACAUCAUAGGUCAUUAUCAGAGACUGUAAAGCAACCCAAUGGUAGUACUGUACACAGGCUAUCAGAUGCAAAUUCAAGACUGGGCUGUGAUACAACGGAUAAUGGUGCACAGGGAUUCUGGAAGACACCAAGUGAUACAGAGUGGGAUGAGAACAGAGUUGUCGGGAGCGGUUUUCUUGGAUCACCUGUUCCUGGUCGGAAACGUUUCCCUUCUGAACCACCUCAGCAGCAGUACUGUUCACCAAGCCCUUUGGCAUUGCAAAGGUUUUACCAACAACAUAUGCCUCUUCAAAAUCACCAUCAUCAGGUGAAUAGCUAUCCCACUAUGCAGCCAGCCUUAGCACCUCAUCAACUUAAUAUGGAAGCCGCAGAUGACAGUUCGAAAUUGGACGAUUCCAAUGGCUCGAGUGGGGUUGUGAAGAAACGUUUUGCGUCAUAUUUGAAGUUUCACUUAGGAGGUAGUGAGUCACGAAGAAAUUUGCCCCCACCAAGACUUUCUCGGAACAUUUCACCAAGUCCAGGUGCAGCUUCUGUUCGACAGUAUUCUCCCGCCAGACAGUCCCCGGAGCCACCACCACGGUUGAGUAGGAUAUCAGCAAACAGUUUAGACGGAGGUGCAGCGGGAUCAUCGCCACUUACAGUAAGACGUGGCUUAUUGGAUGUGUCCCCAGUAAGAAGAAGCUUUGCCGAAGGCUCACCUUCUCUUUGUAGAAGGUAUAUAUCACCAUCACCUCCUCAGCCACCUCCUAGAAGAUUGUCAGAGAGUACAUCAGUUCCUGGAUCUCCACAACACAGGCGGGUGGAGCAUUUUCGAGCACGUUUCCAGUACACCCCUGAACCUCAACGACGAGUACUGGAGGACCUGUAGAAAAAAUUCAUUUCUUGAAGACAGUACAAUCAAGCAGUUGGAUUAGAGUUCCAAUUGCCAUGGGAUAGUGCACUUGGCUAAUGUGUUUGCUUAGCCCAGUAAUUUCCCUUUCUGUAAACUGCGUAAAGAACAUUUGUUGGAGUGUACCAUGGAAUGACUUUUAUAUGUGUUUAUAUUGAUUAUUGCAAGUUGUUAUAAUGAUUAUUGAAAGUUGUUAUAACUCUUCAGUGAAAGCAGUUGUUCGUGUAACAAUUUUAAAUGAUAGUUAGAGAAACAUUAAGGCGAGACUGUCUAUUGUGUUUGGCUGUGCAUAAAGCUCCAGUGAUUAUUUAGGAGAGUAUGCCAGAGCUGCUCCUGCUAAAUGUUAUAAAACUAUUUUUGAUGAGAGGCUUCAGCAGAUUCUGCAUACUGAUUCAUUAUUUGUGUACCAAAGAAAAUAUGUUAUUGCUGUUUAAUGCACAUGACUAGUAUGCUUGAACAGUUCUGACAUAAAACAUGUAGCAAUGGAAGAUGAUAUGGCAAUCCUUUUAUUUUAUUUCAUACAGUACACUGUUACAAUAGAUUUUGGAUUUUUUAAAAUAAUUUGGCCAACUUUAAAUUCGGUACAAUUCAUAUGUUUCAGAACAAAGAAUGUUUUUGCAAGUCAUAAAUAAGAGAAGGCACAUUUAGAUGUCCAAAAGUAAAGCUUAAUUGGUAUAUUGUGUUUUGAAGUAUCGUCAAAAUGUUUUAAUAACUCUUUUGAAGUAAUUGUUUUCUUUUGUGGUGUUUGAGUUUCUUACAUUUUGUAUUGAAAUUCGAAAUUGAGUUUUUGCAGUUGAUAAUAUAACGAAAUGUGUGUUUAACACUAUCUGUGCUUAAAUUUUUGCAUUUUUAUAUUCAACACAUGAAAUAUGCUGACAGAACUUGAGGAGAUGGAAGAAAAUGAAUUGCAAAAUUGUCGCAAGAAUUAAGUCCUAAGAUAUUAAUUAUGUGUUGUUUUAUUAGAACUACAGGUAUUACAACUUAUCAAAGCAUGCAUACUAAGAAACAUUAUUCCAAGAAACUAAAUACCAAAAUUGUAUCAUUAACUUUGUGCUACAUUAUGAUGUCAUGUUAUAAGCUCAGGGAGACCGAGUGGCAUUAAUGCAUUUUGUUUUACAUUUUAUGAUUUUUUUUUUAAAU